CAGUCAACUAGCUUCAUUGUAUCAGAAGCCUUACGUGGUGCGGAACUCCAAUGGCAACCUCAGGAGGUGACGUUCAGGGGAGAGUUGAACAAGAUAGUGAACCCUCGGAUCAGACAACAGCCAGGAGGAAAAAUAUUACAGAAGUAGAUGCCAUUUUUGGAGGACGCGACGACCUGGACCCCGCAGCGGAGUACACCAUGAAUCACAAGAGACGCGGCUUGGCUCUGAUCUUCAACCAGGAGCGGUUCUUUUGGCAACUAUGCAUGCCUGAGCGUCAUGGCACCAAUGCUGAUAGGUGGAAUCUCAUGAAGAGGUUGGAGGACCUGAAAUUUGACGUCAAGGUGCACGAUAAUCUCAAAGUGGCUGAUGUUGUUAAUGUAAUCACCGAAGCUGCGAACAGCGAUCACACUGACGCGGACUGCUUCGUCUGUGUGUUCCUGAGCCACGGGCUGUGCGAUGAGAUCUACGCCUACGAUGGAAAGUUCAACAUCCAGGAAAUCACUGCUCUGUUCAAGGGGGACAAAUGCAGGAGUCUGGUGGGCAAGCCCAAAAUCUUCAUUUUCCAGGCCUGCCGUGGUGAAGUGCAUGACGUUCCAGUCACUCCCAUGGACGUGGUGGAUAACGAGGUGGAUAACGAGGUGAAGACUAACGAGGUUGUGGUCGACGCGGGCGUGGUCCACACCUUGCCUGCUGGAGCAGACUUCCUCAUGUGCUACUCAGUGGCAGAAGGGUACUACUCUCACAGGGAGACGAUCAAUGGCUCGUGGUACAUCCAGGACCUUUGUCAGCUUUUGCAGAAGUUUGGAGAAAAGCUGGAGUUAACUGAACUGCUGACGGUGGUGAACAGGAAGGUGUCGAUGCGGAAGGUAGGACGUUCCUCUGACCCAAACGCCAUUGGCAAAAAGCAGGUGCCCUGCUUUUCCUCGAUGCUCACCAAGAAACUGUACUUCAGGGCCAAGGAAGUCUGACAUCUGUCACCCCACUGAUUAUUCAAGUAUGAGAGAAACUAAGAAAAUACGUUUUAGAAAUCCUCAGGUUUUUUUGUCUUAAGGUGCACAUAUAAUUGGGAGAAAAUCUGAAUUGUAUGAAUCUAUGGUGGUGGUUUGUUUAGAAGCAAUAGUGUCAUUCCAGAGAACCUUCUGGAAGACUGUAUUGGGGGGAAAUGAGAGUGUUUGAAAGCUCUCAUGCUUUCAAUUUAUCUGAAAUUAAAUUUCCUCUUGGGCUUUUAUGUAGUCAUUGUUUCAUGAAAAAGGGAAUUGCCAUAUUGGAUAUUAUGCCCCUGUCAAAUUCACAAGAGGAACUUGUCUUAAUCUGUGCUUUUAGAAAUGGAUCCUUGAUUUAAUCUUCUGAUUGGUAGCGCACAUUUGGAAUUUUUCCAUUGCCUGUUUUCUUGGUGUGGACAUUAAAGGUACGAUAGGUAAUUUCUACCAACAGUCAAGAGAAGAAUUGCAACAACAACAACAACCUCAAACCACAACAACAUUUUAUAACUAGUUAUGUUUUCUUCACUUGGAUAAUAACCAAUAGCAUACAGUUUCAGCGAUCGCUUGUCUAGAGUGUAAUUUGGGCAGCUACACUUUCCUUUUAUCUCUUUACGUGUUCAACAUCUGUGUUUAGCAACCUUUCUCAAACCGUAAGUUACAGCUUAUCUAGUUCAAAAACAAUACCAGUUCGCUAUCAGUAACAAGAAAAUUAGCUAUUGCCAGGCAGCUUCCCAAAUUUACAAAUAUUCACCUGAAGUACAACGCCUGUGCAGUCGCUACUAUGUUCGUAUUAAAUAUAUUUAUAUUUGUAAAUUAUUUUGGGAUAUUUGUAAAUUCAUCAGUCUAACUACAGCUAAUUUGUUUGUUGCUACCGAUAACAAACUGUUAUUGUUUUAUAACUAGAUUUGUAGUUUUCACUUGGAUAAUAAGUAGCAGUAUACAGUUUCAGUGAUCGCUUGUCUGGAGUGCCGUUUGGGCAGCUACACGAACAAUCAGAACAAGCUCCCAUGCCAUUGGCUGUAGCAUUUAGAACCUAUUUUCAACCAAUUAACUCUUUAAUUGUUGUACAGCUGUACAAUGUUUUGAUACAGUGACGGCCUGACAAAUGUACACUUUGAAACCUGAAUUUAAGGACUAUAAACACAGCCAGAUGUUGAGUCAACAUGUCAGUGAGCCUUUUUCAAUGAUAGGAAGGGAUUUACAAUGGUCUUAAAACAUUGUUACAACACAAAUCUUACCUAUUGUACCUUUAACUAAGCGAUGGAGAGUUUGAUUUGUAGUACUGCAAACUAUUUGAUUUAAUUAGAAUGCUGGAAUCCUCGUGCAUCACCUGUCACCUAAACCAAAAUAGCAUUUUAACCAAAUUUUUACUUGAAGUCUAAAUAGAUUUUACAUGUAAAAAAAUGAAAUACUCAUUACAUUUGUCAAUUUUAAUGCUUAUCUGGUGUCCUGUAACAAGCAAGUCUGAAAUGAAGGCCAAACUAUAUAGUGCUGAGGAUAGCAUAAUUUAAUUAUGCAAAUUGGCUCAAAGUAUGAAAUCAAAAAUAUAACCCGUGUAUCUACCUAUAUUGUAGCUAUCUCUCUACCAGCGUCCGAUAAUCAUCUAAACUAAGCAAUUAAGCAGAUCACUUGCUAUAAACAGCAUGAUGCUAAUCUUUCUGUUUUUGUUUUGUCACCUCUCACUCUUUCACAUUCCAUGUAACAUUCCACAUUACAGGUGGCAUGACUAAAGUUGUGUUGUGUACAAUAGUUUUGUGAAAGCCUGUUUAAAACCUUUUACUUCACAUAUCGCUCAUAGUAGGUGAGGGCCAAGACAGUGACAGUCAGUUUUGUCAGUAUAUGGAUUGCAAUUGGCACACAGAAGAGGUCUCGGAGCGUGUGGAAGUUGUUUCACUUAGUGACCGACUUUACCACAUUCUAUUAAAGAUGAUAAACUGACAGUGACUGUAGCAGAAAUUAAAUACUUGGUGAUUUAUUGACUGUCAUAACUGGCUAUUGAAUGGUGGGUUUCAUUGAAAAUAAAACAUGAUUCAGGUUUUUUUAAAAAUUUUUUAAAGGACUACAAAUUAGCUGAUUAAUAUGCAUGUCUUUGUACUAUAUUUUUGUACUGUUGGGGGAUGGGAUUUCUAUUGAUACGAUUUUGUAUUUUUUUUUCUUUUUUUUUUUUCUCCCUUAUAAGCGAGAACACUUGGUUGGUUUCAGAUUUUUUAUGUCAUAAGACUCACUAUGUAAUGCUGUCUGUUUAAUAAUCUGUAAGAUGUGCAAUAAAAAGAAAAUGAUGUCA
This is a messenger RNA of Conger conger (European conger), 3267 nucleotides long. RefSeq names its product caspase-6-like. Gene Ontology annotation, cellular component: cytoplasm. The record is from RefSeq and is a predicted model, not a curated record. Gene Ontology annotation, biological process: apoptotic process; proteolysis. Lineage: Eukaryota; Metazoa; Chordata; Actinopteri; Anguilliformes; Congridae. The transcript has 8 exons. The coding region runs from base 51 to 968 and encodes 305 amino acids.